Messenger RNA from Dermacentor andersoni, 1526 nucleotides. RefSeq lists its product as uncharacterized. NCBI's taxonomy places the organism in Eukaryota, Metazoa, Arthropoda, Arachnida, Ixodida, Ixodidae. The record is from RefSeq and is a predicted model, not a curated record.
CACUUUUCGUACGUUCUGUCGUGCAGUAACUUCCUUCAGGAGGCGAUUUGACCUUCAGGGUAGUCCGAAAUGAAAACAGGGAAUGUUGCUCAACCUGUUGCAAGGAAUCUGCGACUCCCGCUACAGGCUUGUGCAGUCGGAUCGCUCUGCCCAUGCUUCCUCCUUUCGACACCGUCUGCCGGGUGGUUCCUCUGCUCGGAUCCAACUGAUCUGUGUGGCCAGUGGACGCGUCAGUCGGGAGUGUGCGCCCUGGGCCUCCGUCCCGAUCCUUGGCCGAAGCCGGCUCGGCAAGGCCGGCGGCUCCGAUCGACGGGGUGGUGGCGGCUACCACAGAAGGCACCAAUGUCAUGCCGCUCGACGGGGACUUCGAAAUGGGCUCCACCUCCGCGGUGCCGCCUUCCUGCUCGGUGCACCGUCCUCCGCUGCCAUCCGGUUUCGGUGGCGACGCCUGCGGACGGGCCGUCGUGGACAGUUUUAGCAGGGCGAGCACUGGCAGCAAGCAAGAAACGAGAAUUCAGCCAACGAGUGACAUCGCGCGGGCCUGUAGGGCAGAAGGUCUAUACCUCCAAGGUACUGGGAUCCUACAAGGACAGUAUCGUGUACCUGAAGCUUCCAAAGAGGAUCACGGAAUACAAGUCAUUUGGUAUCUUCUGCAAGAAGUUCAAAGCUGAUUUCGGCAACGUCAAGCUUCCAGUAGGCUUCCAACUUCCAAAGGAACAAAGCAUGGGCAAGCUUAACACCAAGCAGGCAAGCACGAUGGCUACCGACGUCAUCCUCAAGGACAGCGCCACCGUGCUGCUCAAGGAUUUUGAGUACGACGGCAGCUGUACCGAUUCGGCGUUCUUCGUGGCGGCUCCAACUUCACAGGCCAAGCCGGAGGAGCUGACGCGCCUCACUUACGGCAACGGAAAAACGUCCGCGCUGGAGCGCUACGAUAAGGUGGACGUGAACGUCACGCUUCCCGAGGGCCACCACUGGAACGAGUUCGAAUGGUUCGCGGUGUACUGCGUCAGCAAGAAGGAGAGCCUCGCCGACAUCACCGUCAACAAGGUUUUGGCUGAAAGCGUGCCCGUUCACAACCCAAAGACUAUGAUCAAAGUGACAGGCAGUCCAGAUGUCGGUUCGCUGCCGGCUCCACUGUCGGCGUUGUCACUGUUCACUUGGAGCGUGGCCGCAAUGGUGGCGGCUAUCGUCGUUCGCCAGUGCUUCGAUGGCUACGAUCCCGUCAAGAGCUGGUGACGACGGCUGCUAAUUAUGUGCAGAUAUAGCCAUGAAGAAUUCCCGCUUGUUCGGGUGCUCUCAUCCUGUAAAUCACGGGCCGCCUUCCAAGGCCUAUAACGUGGCAGCGUACGGAUGCUGCGGAACCAGUGGCCGCCCUCCGGGUGCUUUUCUAGUUCUUAAUAUAAAGGCUGGCCACUCAGCUCUGAUAUUUCUAAAACGAAGAAGUGCUCAUCGUUUUAUUUCACGAGUGCCGUUAUUUGCGACGACACUGUGGCAGUAAUGUUGUAAUCCAGUGCAUCCCUAGA